AUGGAUUAUUUCUACGUCAUGAAUAAAUGGAUAAAGAACAAUGGUUUCAUAGAGGAUCAGAUUACACAAUUCCCAGCAGGUAUUACUAAAUCGAACGUUUCACGGAGAGAAGAGCGAGAAAUCGGAUUACUUGAGCCAACAAAAUCAGAUUACUUCGAUCAGCAACCAAAAAAAGCAGCCCACUUCAAACACGGGAACUCGUUUCUUCGAGAGCCUCUCGCGCAAAUGCGAAAGAAGGAUGCUUUCUUAUACAAAUACGGAUUCGGAUCUCGCGAAAGUUUGUGGGUGACGCGAUCAAUCCGUGCGGCAAAAGACCCGACUGGGACAAGUGGACAAACUCUGUUCCAGCUUGAGAAUCUACAACAGAAGCUUGAAAAGAGUCCGUCUAUUCGCCGCUGUAUCAUAGCGUGCGAAGCCUGGCAUCGUGAGCUGCCUGUCGACACCGAACGACCCAAGUACGUCAACAAAGUCCCUGUAGUCAAAGCUAACGUAAUGCAGAGUUCUUGUCAAAGAUUCCAUGCUCGAUCUAUACUAAUGGCACAUCUUGGUUGUGCAAUGGCAGAGUUCUGA
Messenger RNA from Necator americanus (New World hookworm), 570 nucleotides. RefSeq lists its product as uncharacterized. Bases 1 to 570 code for a protein of 189 amino acids. NCBI's taxonomy places the organism in Eukaryota, Metazoa, Nematoda, Chromadorea, Rhabditida, Ancylostomatidae. The transcript is spliced from 2 exons. The record is from RefSeq and is a predicted model, not a curated record.